Molecule: messenger RNA, 1125 nt
Organism: Neurospora tetraspora
Lineage: Eukaryota; Fungi; Ascomycota; Sordariomycetes; Sordariales; Sordariaceae
Exons: 2
Coding region: 214-888 (224 amino acids)
Source: RefSeq, a predicted model, not a curated record
AGUCCACUCCGAACUUGCUGGCCCUGCUUCUUGGUCUCUUAGCUCGGCAGCCCUUGAGAAGCUGGGGCGCUAUGUCGAGUAUCAUCACCAUCAGUGCCCAGUCAUCGCUUGAUAUUGCCAGAAUGAGCAUCCCAUCUGCGAAUCAACACUAACACCUGACACGGACAGCACGAGACCGAUGCCGCUGAUGCCGGGAACUGCUAACAACCGAGUAUGAAAGACUCGAUUCACUCGGUCUUACAAAACAAAUGCCCUGUGUCCGAGUUAAGGAAGCACGAGUCUCUCCAUCCUCGUUGUCUGACAAGUCAACUCCCAAACCCCCUUCACAUCCGAGCCAGCAAACCUCAAAGCUUGCUACGUGAAAUCUUCCUACAACCAGCCCAUCCAGCAGAAGUCGCCUGCAUAUGUGGACUCCUCACUUCCAUGGUAUCGAACUCCAGUCGGCAGGACGAACUCCUCAUCUUCCCGCAGUUUCUCUCCUUCCUGACGCCAACCUACCCGUCUUCACCACUCGGAUCACGAUACUCCCCACUUGCCGUCAAAAACUUGGCCGGAUUGCCAUGGCAUUCUGGCUCAUUGCCGCCCAGACAGGGUAGUGUAAACACAGAUGAAGCGACACACAGACAUCGUUGGCGUCUUUGGCGUCGCUUCACAUGCAAUACGCUGAAUAACUUCCAUGCAUUUGGUCUAACCUGUAGCGGCCUGGUGGCCUAUUCUCGGGACCGGGUUUUCAAGUUCCGAAACUGGGAACGGGUCCCAUGUGUACAGGUGGGUAGCCGGCUUUAUUGCCAUUCCGGACCGAUCUUCGGGCCUCGUUGGCGGGUAUGCGAAAAGGCUGUUGAUCCCAUGUUUACAAAUGGGUACGUAGCCGGUUUUCAUCCCAUCUGAUCAUACAUGAGCGUGAUUUGGGACUCAGGCGGGUACCUACGCAAGAAGACUUUUGAUCCCAUCUGCUCAGUUGGCUUGGCAAGGCCCUUCAAUCCUCCUCCUGCAGUCUACCAAGACCAUCAAGAAAGGAACUCGUACGGAGAAAAGACAAAGUAACAUGACAGAACAACAACGACAAGGUCCAGAGAAGACCAAGAGACAAUAUUGUAGGUAAUCAAAGGGGUUUCAUGGGAGCAU